AUGUCCCGUCCCGCACAACAACAGCCACCGUACGAAGACGAUCCCCUGAACCCGAAAGUUGCGGCGUCAGCCCUGGAUCUCCUACUCAUCGAGCUCGUGCCUCUGGCGCAAAGAAUAACGGAACAUCUUCUUGCGCGCGAGCAGGCUAUCUUGGACGAAUAUAAACGUAGUAGGCUGUUCAAUAGGACCGCGAGUAAGGUGCCUGCAAAAUCGCAAGCGUCUACUGUCACUAACGGAGCUGGGAGCUUGACUGUCGCUGGCGCAAGAGGAGGUGUUAUUGGUGGUGGGGCAGAGGACGGUGUUGUGGUUGGGUCAGAGGGGAAGGCCGAAGUGAAGGAUCAUAAAGAUGGCGAGGAGCACGCAACGACGAGUCUGGGUUUCCCAAUCAUGAGUGAGGAGACGAGGGAGAGGGUGUUUUGGAGGUUAGAUGGGAUGGGGUAUCGCGUCGGACAGGGUUUGGUUGAGCGCUUCUCAGUAAACAAACCUCGCCCCACAACGCCUUUAGAAGCGAUCAAGUUCAUCUGCAAAGACCUCUGGAUCCUCGUCUUCAGAAAGCAAAUCGAUAAUCUCAAGACUAAUCACCGAGGGAUUUUCGUGCUGACGGAUACCAAGUUUCAACCUUUGGGGAGGAUGAGUGUGGAUCGAAGGACCGGAAUCAGAGGAGCCGAGGAGGCGUUGGCUAGGGCGCAGACGUACUUAUACUUCCCUUGUGGAGUGAUACGUGGUGCGUUGGCUGGCCUGGGAGUCGAGGCUACGGUUGAGGCGAGCUCGACGGAGAUACCGACUGCGACGUUUCAGAUCAAGCAGAAGGGUGCUAAGGCUUGA
Molecule: messenger RNA, 825 nt
Organism: Recurvomyces mirabilis
Lineage: Eukaryota; Fungi; Ascomycota; Dothideomycetes; Mycosphaerellales; Teratosphaeriaceae
Exons: 3
Coding region: 1-825 (274 amino acids)
Biological process (GO): endoplasmic reticulum to Golgi vesicle-mediated transport; regulation of GTPase activity
Cellular component (GO): TRAPP complex; trans-Golgi network; cis-Golgi network
Source: RefSeq, a predicted model, not a curated record